Pecten maximus is the source of this 2613-nucleotide messenger RNA. RefSeq names its product NXPE family member 3-like. NCBI's taxonomy places the organism in Eukaryota, Metazoa, Mollusca, Bivalvia, Pectinida, Pectinidae. The transcript is spliced from 3 exons. The record is from RefSeq and is a predicted model, not a curated record. Bases 23 to 1510 code for a protein of 495 amino acids.
ACAAGAAAAGAUACAAAACCAAAUGGAAAAAUACGAAAUUGAUGUACGCCGAACCUUACCAAAGCACGCUUCAGAUCAAAUCGAUAGGUAUAUGAAGUUAACUGAUUUCAAGGACUAUUUGUCAUUGGUGAACAUUUCAACAUCAGUGGUAACAAUACGGAAUAACAAUUCGGAUGUCAGAAUCGGAGAAGACGUCAUAGUCGACAUUGAUUUGUACGACGGGAGAGACGAGCGAUCAACUCGCGGAGGUGACAUGCUCAGAGUGUGGCUUCGAGAACCUUCCCGUCAUGCUUCUGUUUCUGGAUAUGUAAUCGACCAUGACAACGGAUCAUAUACAGGAGUUGUGAAACCUAUGUGGGCUGGUAAUCCAGAGUUGAUGUUUUCUAUUGGUAAUACGAAGGAACAUAUUGGAAUUUUCAUGAAUAUUGUGCAUAAAUAUGGUGUAAUCCAGUUUCUUAGAGCUGGAUUUAUAAAGGGAAAAUUAACAGAGUCAACGUUAUGUAGCGUCAUACCAAACAUUCCGAAUGUAACAGAUUACUGCAACUUUACAGCCCAGAACUUCAAUAUGUCCUUUUUCUGUGGAAAGCCAAAACAGAUGAACUGUGGAGACUGGGCCGUAUAUGAAAGAUCUUCUAAGAUUCCCAGAAAUGCGAAGCAUGCAUCCCUUUUUGCGGACUAUAAGUAUUUCAGUAAAAAGGUAGGAACGCUGAAGGUAUUAGUUGGUCCUGGUAAUACAGGAGAAUCGGAUAUCCCCUGUCAUGACGUCAGCAGUAAUCUAACUUGGUACACAACUAACCCGACUGGCUACUUCUACAAUGGUGAAUGGCGGUCGUUAAUCUGCAAACCUUCAAUCUCAUGGAAGUAUGAUUCAUAUGCCAAAUGUUUAAAGAAUCGACCGGUACUCAUGACAGGUGACUCCACCACAAGGAAUUGGUUUUCACCUUUAGCCGCGCUGUUAAAGUUGCGCAUAUUUGUUGGACGUCACGAAAUAAAGGACAAAGCAUGGCAGAAAUUUGCUGAAGCAGAAAAUAAAAACAAAUCUUUAUGGAUGUAUUGGACACCGCACGAAAUCCCUUUCUACAGUUACGAACAAAACAAAAACAACUUCCGGUCUGUAGCAUCAAGGAUAGACGAUUUACCUGGAAACAAAAGCGCCAUCAUCAUAUUACAUUGGUUCGGGCAUUUGACUAGAACGACUCCGAAACAGUAUAGAGAUCAUGUAACAAGUGCCAAACAUGCUGUAGUGCGUCUUUUGAAACGUUCUCCUCAUUCUAGCAUUUUGAUAAAGGGUCCACACUCUUUCACAUACCAUGAAUUUCAAGAACCCUUCGACUAUAUAAGUAGAAUAUACAGGCAGAUUCUGUUCGAGGAGUUCAAAGAUUUACAAGAUAAAGUAUAUUUUAUCGACCAAUGGGAUGCAACUGUUGGGAACGAGAAUUUAGACAUACACCCCAAACCUUCAUUUGACAAAAUUAUGGCCAAUUUUGUGUUUUCUUUUAUUUGUAAAUAAUGAUCUAACUAAGUUUUGAGGAUGUUUAGUUCUCAGGUAGAUCCAGUGUAACAUUAUAGGUACAGUAUUGUAAUUUAAUGUAAGUGAAAUUUCAAGAUAGUCUCUUUAACCACAGGGGUUCUUGACCAAUGAGUUGAUGCAUGGGAUGAGUCAUAUAUAUAUGUUAAUUCCUAUGUAAGACCAAUCGCAUAUGUUAUGUUACGAACCUCUGUGUUUUAACUAUGUAUUUAUUGUAUAAUGGUAAGUUAUAUAGACUAACAUCCUGUUUUAAUCGCAUUAAUUUUGCAUCCUUUAUUAUGUUUGUUAAUAUAGCGCUAUUUUUUUCUAUAUCAGGGAAGGACAUGGGGUUAACAAGAGGCAAUAGGGCCAAAGCAUCUGUAUGUGUAGUAAUCGCUUAGAAUAAACCACAUGCGCCUAUUCCAGCUUCAUUAGCCAAUUUUCCACCACAAGAUGGACAUAAAUCAUGUUCAGUUGAUUUUGCCGAUAUUUUCAUUAUUUGGUCAUCACCCUACCUCCUUUCCAUGACCUUCUUCUGUUAUUUUGAUAAAUGCAGAUUUUGAUACAAUGUCCAUGUAUACAAUUUUGUCGUUAUAAGUAUGUAUUUCGUACCGUGCACUAUAUCGCUCAAUUAUUGUAGUUGCGCCCAGUAAAUGAGUGAAAAGGUCAACUAAUCUCGAAGAAAAGUAGAAUAAUCUCUAACAAAAAUCAAUAUUGCCUUAUAUGGAAAUUGGAGGUAAGUUUGGAAACGCGGAAUCUAUAAUAGACCGACAGCAACUUCGGUUCGGCAGCUUGACAAAGUAAAGGGGGAGGGGGGUAUAGGAAAACUAUUGAAAUGACAUUGAGAAAAAGAAAAUAUGAUAAUUUUCCAUUAAUAUCAUGUUUUACUAUAAUGAUAGAAUAAAAGUAAUGUUAUUUACUCAUUGUAUCAGAGGGAAUAAUUACUUUAGUACUCAGAUCAUUAAUAUUUUCAUUGUUGUUAGGCUAGCUAUAAAUUUGGGAUUAGUGUUAUCAUAGUAUCAGAGGGACUGGUUACCCGGAUAAUUCCCUGUUAUUUAAGAAAUAAUUAACGAUGAUUCGUGUAUUAUUGCAGGAUAUACAACGAG